GCGUCGUUCAAUCAUGGCGGAAUGGAAGGUCUAUUGAACUGAGGUGGAUCCUCAUUAAAGAAAAACAUGUAUCUGCCAUGUUUUGGCGGGUGCAACUGAUUUUGGAUUAAUAUGUAGCGAAUCGCUUGAUCCUGUAAUUCAGGACUGUCAUAACGACGUUGUACUUGUCUCAACACUGCAUGUUGAUGAUUCAGCAGGUGAAACCGCAUCUGACCGGCACCAUGCCUGUGGUGUGGCCCACCCUCCUUGACCUGGGCAGGGAUGAGUGUAAGAGAAUUCUCCGUAAACUUGAGCUGGAAGCGUACGCCGGCGUAAUCAGUGCUUUGCGAGCUCAAGGCGACCUCACCAAGGACAAGAAGGACCUCCUCGGAGAACUCACUAAAGUCCUCAGCAUUUCAACAGAGCGUCAUCGUGCCGAGGUCCGUAGGGCCGUCAACGAUGAGCGCCUUACCACCAUUGCCUAUCACAUGUCGGGUCCCAACAGCUCCUCAGAGUGGUCCAUCGAGGGACGUCGGCUGGUCCCCUUGAUGCCCAGACUGGUCCCCCAGACGGCGUUCACCGUGACUGCCAACUCAGUGGCCAACGCCACAGCCAAUCAGAAUGCUUCUCUCUUGUUGCCUGUGGAAACAGGAAAUAAAGAAGUGGUUGUUUGCUACUCCUACACAACCACCACGUCCACCCCCACCAGUGCCACGGCGCCCAGCGGCAGUGCAACAGCCACAGUGAAAUCGCCCCGUCCGGCCAGCCCUGCCUCCAACGUGGUGGUGCUGCCCAGCGGGAGCACUGUCUAUGUGAAAAGCGUUAGCUGCUCUGACGAGGACGAGAAGCCACGCAAGCGGAGGCGGACCAACUCCUCGAGCUCCUCCCCUGUGGUGCUGAAGGAGCUGGCCAAGGUUGCCCCUCCCUUGUCCAAGACCAUCACCGUGCCAGUAAGCGGCAGCCCCAAGAUGAGCAACAUCAUGCAGAGCAUCGCCAACUCGCUGCCACCGCACAUGUCCCCCGUCAAGAUCACCUUCACCAAGCCCACCACCCAGACUACCAACACCACCACGCAGAAGGUAAUCAUUGUGACGACCUCUCCAAGCUCCAACUUCGUUCCCAACAUCCUGUCCAAGUCUCAUUCGCACAACUACGCGGCGGCCAUGUCAAAGCUGGUUUCCACCUCCAUGCUGACCUCGGCCAGCCAGAAACAGACGGUGUUCAUCCCGGCCAGCUCAAGUCCCUCCUUGGCUCCCAACACGAUCGCUGUGACCACCGUGGUCUCCUCCAGCCCGUCUGUGCUCAUGUCGACCAUAGCGCAGAGUGGCUCAUCGGCAGGCGUGAAGGUGGCCUCUGCCAGGCUCCCCUCUCCUAAGACCAUGGUGAGCUCUCCCACCCAGAUUCUGUCCCAGUUCCCCAAGCAGCACCCGCAGUCCCCCAAGCAGCUGCAGCAGGGCUCCCCCAUGGGGUCUGGCGCCAUGGGCCAGGUCUCCAACACUCCCCCCAGCUCCAAGCCCAUCAUCCAGAUCAAGCAGGAGUCAGGUGUAAAAAUCAUCACCCAGCAAAUGCAGCCCAGUAAGAUCCUGCCUAAGCCCUCCUCUGCAGGCAUGCCCAGCAGCAGCUCCUCCCCCAUCAUGGUCGUCAGUAGCAACGGGGCCAUCAUGACCACCAAGCUGGUGUCCCAGCCCACAGGCACCCAGGCCUCUUACUCGAGGCCCGCCAUGAGCUCCACAAUUGGAGCCAGGAUGGCAACGUCGGCCAGUGGUGCCACCUAUGUCAAGACCACCAGUGGCAGUAUCAUCACGGUGGUCCCGAAGACUCUAGCCACACUGGGCGGCAAGAUCAUCAGCAGCAGCAUUGUGUCUGGUACAACAACUAAGAUCACCACCAUUCCCAUGACGUCCAAGCCCAAUGUUAUCGUGGUGCAGAAGACUACUGGCAAAGGAACGACCAUCCAGGGUCUGCCUGGCAAGAAUGUGGUCACCACAUUAUUGAACGCAGGGGGUGAGAAGCCCCUGCAGGGUAUUCCAGGGUCCAAGCCAGCCAUCAUCACAGCUUCCAGACCCAUCACCAAGAUGAUUGUGACACAGCCCAAAGGCAUGGGUUCCGGGGUGCAGCCCACCACCACCACCUCCAAGAUCAUCCCCACCAAGAUAGUGUACGGCCAGCAGGGCAAGACCCAGGUGCUGAUCAAGCCCAAGCCCAUCUUCCAAACAGCGGUUGUGAGCGAGCAGACCAGGCAGCUGGUGAGCGAGAGGGCUGGACACCAGCGACUUUCCUCGAGCCCCAGAGCAGGGUUGCGAGCAGUUCAGGGGUCCGAUGUGGGUCCUGCUUACGCACAGGAGAGGGCACUCAAGGAGGAGUCGGGUGCCAUCGCUGAGGGCAGGUCCCCGCCUGCCGAGGACUCAAACGGAAGCGGUCACGACUCCCAGUCUGUAGUGCAUAUCUCCAGUGGGCAGGAUUGGGCUGAGCAGCACGAGGUGUCGGUGGAGUCCAGCCCAACUAUCAUCUACCAGGACGUGUCUACGGGUGACAUGUCCCAGUCGGCCACCUCGACCAUCAAGGCCCUGCUGGAACUGCAGCAGACCACAGUGAAGGAGAAAGGUGAGGCCAAGCCCAGGCAGCAAACCAUAGACCUGAGCCAGAUGGCUGUUCCCCUUCAGAUGGCCCAGGAGAAGAAGCAGCAGGCCCUAGGCUCCCCCGAGAUGUCCACUGUAGAGACUGAACCACCCAUUAAAUAUAUCACUGCCGGUAAAGCCAGCAGGGCCGGACCAUCCUCUGGAGGCUUGGGGGACGUGGUCAUGACCGCUAGUCAGCAGCAGGGGGCGCCCUCGCAAAACACCAGUCACUCCCCCGUGGUGGUUAAUUCCAUCCCUACCUCCUCUACAGUCACCGUCACACGCAUUGUCCAACUGGCUUCAGCGGGCCAGCUGAUCCACAGUAAGCAGGCGGAGGAAACUGGGAUGGAGGAGGGCGAACUGGAGGGAGACACCCUGGACCCCCAGACGGGCCUGUUCUACCGCUCCAUCCAACCCGCUGUAGCCCAGCCCCCCGCCCCCCAGCCCCACACACACCCCCACCACCAAAGCCAGUCACACCUGGCGCCCCAGUUGGAGCAGGGCAGACACAUACGCCACUCCACCCAAACCCCACCCCCACAGCUACACAGCAAGCCCCAGAAUAGCCUGCCUUCCACCGCCACCGUGGCGAAGAAGCCACCCCAGCUCCAAGAGCAGUACCAGCCCAAGCCUCAGGCUCCAGGGCAGGGCCUGAAGGAGAGGCCCUCGUCUGCCUCAGGAUCCCCCCAGCUGGCAAGCUGGGCACCCCCACCAAGCCUCCCUCACUUACCCCCCCAGCUCCCCAAGUUGCAGCAGGCACCCACCUCCCACCACAGGCCCAUCCACACACAGCUGUCCCAGCCACCACCAUUACAGGCCCACCACCCGGUGGGUGCAGACAAGACUCCUGCCACAAGCCAGGUGCCAAUCAUCACCCAGGGCGCCAGCGUCACCAAGAUCACCUUCGGCAGUAGCAGCAGCCACCAGUCCCCGCCCGUAUCCAGCAGCGGUGAGGCCACUGCCAAGCUCGUCCCUGCCGAGCCCACCAGCUCAAGCUCGUCCGGUGGCGAGAAGCCCUCUGUCUCGGACAUCCUUAAGAUCUCCAUGAUGGAGGCGGAGAUCGACCCCAGCGCCGAGCCCAUGGUGGUGGACUCGUCCAGUGACUGCAGCCCCUACAUAAAGGCCCUGGGCAUGGGGGCAGGGGGAGGCUCAGGGGUGCUUGGGGGCUCAGGCCCGAUCAUAAGCAGCUCAGGUGCCUCACUGCAUCACUCGUCCCACUCCAAGCCCCUGCAUGAACAGUUUAGCCGCAUCCAGGGCCUAGCAGCCAAGAGCAAAGAAAACAUGGACGUCAUUGAGGUGAUCCCUCAGUACUCCAUCAUGCCAGACUCCAGUCAGUCAAACGUGGUGGUGGAGCCCAGUGGCUUCCUGGAGAUCACAGACUACACCAGCCAGCGGCUGGACGAGGAGAGCGCCAUGGAGCAGGAGGUGGACAGCAGCAACGACGAGGCCACCGCUAUCAGCCCCAUGGAGGAGGGCUGCCCCGACCAGUCCCAGUGACACCAACACUUGUGACGGGAAUGACGUUGUGGCUUUUGUGUGAAGAUGAUCUUCGUGUGACAGGGAAGAUUUGGAAAUGGUCAUGACUCUGUCAUCGUGGUUACCUCCUCAUGCAGCUGGAACUCUAAGGACUUAACAGCAAGCGGACACAAAUGUGUGAUAACUGCAUUCUGUUUUUUUUAUUUAAUUGAGCAGCAACUUCAUAAAUAUGCCUGGAUGAUUUCAGAUAAGGCUUUGUGAAGAACUUAAAGACCUGGAAAGGGGUAAAAAAUGAAAGAGUCAAAGGGAGACCUAAGUUAACCCUAGCUAAGCUGAACGGCUGCCUUGUGUACAGGUGAAGUUGGCCAGGAACUGCAUCCAGGAAACACCGGACAAUGUUUUUUGAAAAUUUCAAAGUGUACAUUUUGUAUUCACUGAAUUGGCAUUUUAGUAAAGCAAUGCUGUGCUCAGGAGCUUAAAAAGUUGAUGUGGCUCUUCUAGUCAUUUUAUUUUAUAUUUAACACUUUUAUAGCAAGGCAAUAUUGAAAACUGGAAAUAGGACCUAGCCUGAAACAUCACCACAUUUUAAGAACUUCAUCUACUUAACUCAACAAAAUAAGUAGAGGAGAUUGGACUGACCUUGCUGUAAUUAUGCUGAUUCAUCGUGCUUGCAUAGCGGUAUUUGUUGAACACCACCAUUUUUGAUUUGCAAAGCCUUUUUUUGUUUUCUAAGGUACAUUUUAAUACAUGACAUAAUUGUACACAUACAGUUUGUUUAUAGUGGGCACGUGCAUGCUAAAUAACACAAAUGUAAAUGAUAAAGUGCUUGUAGUUAGCCUUGAGGAAUUAGCACUUUGUAGUUGAUACUGUUGGUAAGGACAUUGUUGGAAGAAGAAAAAAAAUAUUCGCCCAUGUUCCUUCAAUGGUGUUUCUGUUUUGUGUUCUCUCUUGGUGUAACGUUUAGAAUUUUAACUGCAUAAACUUUUAUACAAAAACG
Messenger RNA from Oncorhynchus gorbuscha (pink salmon), 5070 nucleotides. Its product is annotated as BRCA2-interacting transcriptional repressor EMSY-like. Gene Ontology annotation, biological process: regulation of DNA-templated transcription. NCBI's taxonomy places the organism in Eukaryota, Metazoa, Chordata, Actinopteri, Salmoniformes, Salmonidae. The record is from RefSeq and is a predicted model, not a curated record. Gene Ontology annotation, cellular component: nucleoplasm.